Messenger RNA from Ceratosolen solmsi marchali, 2156 nucleotides. Its product is annotated as alkylated DNA repair protein alkB homolog 8. The transcript is spliced from 7 exons. Gene Ontology annotation, molecular function: tRNA (5-carboxymethyluridine(34)-5-O)-methyltransferase activity; S-adenosylmethionine-dependent methyltransferase activity; tRNA binding. The coding region runs from base 322 to 2085 and encodes 587 amino acids. Gene Ontology annotation, biological process: tRNA wobble uridine modification; tRNA methylation. Gene Ontology annotation, cellular component: cytoplasm; nucleus. Lineage: Eukaryota; Metazoa; Arthropoda; Insecta; Hymenoptera; Agaonidae. The record is from RefSeq and is a predicted model, not a curated record.
AAGUAAAAAAAAAAACAGUAUUGAAGAAAAACAAAGAAUAUGAAAAUUAUAAGUAAAUUGACAUGUUUAUUUGGUAUAUGGUGUUAAGUGCAUUGUGUAGCAGAGUAAUACAAUAUCUAUUCAAUAUGUAGACGUUAAUAUUAAUUUAAUCAAUUUCUUUGUAUCGUUAAAUAAUGAGUCAAAUUUUAAUUUAACCAAUUUACAUUAGUGUUAAAAUAUCGGUAUAAUAUAAUUUUAACUUAUCCGAAAGAUAGGCGGAUUUAUAAUUUCUGUAGGAUUUGUAAUUAUCCACUAAUAAUAUGCUGAAUAUCGUAAUUCAUCAUGGAUACGAAAACUACGAAAUUCAUUAAAAAAUGUCAACGCAAACAAAAACGAGCGCAACACAGGCUCGUUAGAGAUUUGAAUAUUGAAUACUCCAAAGAGCCAACGCAAUAUUUAGCUAUUUGUAAUGCUGGAUUAGUAACUGGUCUUCAAAGAGAAGUUUUGGAACAAUUUAUAGAAAAAAUAAUACCAAAUUUUCACGUAAUAAUGCCCCCUGGAAAAUCAUAUUGUUUUAUUGAUUUCCUCUCGGUAGAUUGUUCCAAGGAAUUUUACGAUAAGGUUCAUGGUAAUUUAAAAAUACCCAAAUACAAUAUACAUUUUUAUCUAUUGUAUAUUAAAGGAGUUAAUUACUUGGAGGACAAGAUUGAAAAUAUAUUACCACCUGGAUCAAAGUUAUGGAUUGAUUUUAUAACUCCAGAACAAGAAUCGAUGUUAAUAGAAAGUAUUGAUUGGGAAGAACAAGAUGGUAAUACGGAUUCAGAAUUAAAGCACAGAACAGUCAAACACUUUGGUUACAAAUUUCAAUAUGAUAACAAUUUAGUAGAUAUUAAUUAUCCUACAAUACCAAUACCAAAAAAAUAUGAAUUCCUACAAAAACUAUUUGAGCAGCAUGGUUAUGGAUAUUUUGUCUAUGAUCAAAUUACUGUAAAUAAAUACUUACCUGGUCAAGGAAUACCAUCUCAUAUAGAUACUCACAGUGUAUUUGAAGAUCCUAUAUUAUCCCUAUCUCUUGGCUCACCAUACAUAAUGGAUUUUAAAUACGGUGAUAAAAAAAUUGAACUUGACUUACCAGUGAGAUCGUUGUUAGUAUUAAGUGGCGAAGCUCGUUAUGCUUGGAGCCAUGGUAUAUGCCCUAGACAUAAUGAUACUAUAAAAACUAGUAAUGGUUUUUCAACGCGUCCACGUGGUACCAGGAUUUCUUUUACAUUUCGAAAAAUUCGUAAAGAUAACUGUACGUGUAUAUUCAACCACAGCUGUGAUAAUAAAAGUAUUUCAAAAAUUACAAAAAUUAAUAAUUCUAUAGCUGCUAAACUUGAAAAAUCUUACGUACACAAAGUUUACGAAGAAAUUUCAGAUCAUUUUAAUGAAACAAGAUAUAAACAAUGGCCAAAUGUCACAAAAUUUAUUGAAAAUAUAGAAACUGGUAGUUUUUUACUCGAUGUUGGUUGUGGUAAUGGAAAAUAUCUGUUCGGACAUUCAAAUAUUUUUAAAAUAGGUUGUGAUUAUAGCAGAGGUCUUGCUCAAAUAUGUCAAAAUAGAGGUUUUCAAAUUGUAUUAGCAGAUAGUCUCAAACUUCCAUAUAAAUCAAAUUUAUUGGAUGUAGUUUUAUGCAUCGCAGUCAUUCAUCAUUUUACAACUAGUGAAAGAAGAAAGCAAGCUAUUUCUGAGAUCGUACGAGUUUUAAGACUUGGUGGCCAUGCACUUAUUUAUGUAUGGGCCAAAGAACAAAACAAAAAUUAUGUAAAGUCCAAAUAUUUAAAAUGUAGUACAAAAAGUAAAAAAGACAGAAAAAUAAGUGAAGAGGUGCAUUUUGAUACAACAAAAAUCAAGAUGAUAUUGCCUAUUCACGAAAAUCGAACCGAAUUUACUCAUAGUGAUAUGCUUGUUCCAUGGAAACAUAAAAAUGGAGAAAAAGUUCUGCGAUUUUAUCAUGUUUUUGAAGAAGGAGAAUUAGAACAUUUGUGCUCAUUUUUUCCCUCAAUACGUAUAAAUGACGUUUAUUAUGAUCAAGGAAAUUGGUGUGUUGUACUAGAAAAAUUAUAGGACAAAACCGAUAAAAAAAAAAUACAAAUUCCAAAUAGAAAUGAUAUUGAUAUAACUUUCUUUCAAAUAAA